Neocloeon triangulifer is the source of this 2206-nucleotide messenger RNA. Its product is annotated as DDB1- and CUL4-associated factor 17-like. The coding region runs from base 223 to 1755 and encodes 510 amino acids. The transcript has 9 exons. The record is from RefSeq and is a predicted model, not a curated record. Gene Ontology annotation, biological process: protein ubiquitination. Gene Ontology annotation, cellular component: Cul4-RING E3 ubiquitin ligase complex. NCBI's taxonomy places the organism in Eukaryota, Metazoa, Arthropoda, Insecta, Ephemeroptera, Baetidae.
CAGAAUGUAAACAAAUAACAACUACGGCGCAAGAAGAGUUGCAAAUAUUAUUAAAAUGGAUCAAAUUGCAGGAUAAGUUGGCGGCAUCAAUAUUGGCAGGUUCCUUCCAUGUCGAUGUUGAGCUUCAUCAGCAGUAGAAGUGCCGGUGGUGACUGAAAGAAAAAUCGUGACCUCGCCUUUCAAAUUGUACAUUUUCUUGUCUUUCAACAAGAAAGCGGCAUUAUGUCUCUUCUGCAUGAUCUGCUAGAUCUUCAAAUUGGAAUCGGCAACAAAAGCGUGAUUCGAAAGAGGGAGAAAAUCAUCAAAAAGCUGAUCACGUCGCCUUGCCGAGAGUUCAGGAGCACCGACUCGAUUUUCAAUCGAGGCUCCAACAUCUUUACAUUUCUCCAUUGUGGACGGCUUUUCCGCCAGAAGGAUAAAGUGGUCCAAUGUCGCAGUGCUUACCCAAAACGAAUCGACUCUGCAAAGGAAGUUUCAUUUGAACACGAACAACUUUACAACUUCUCAUACAACUUUAAGUGCAAAGACUUGGUGGUUUGGAGUCCUGACUCUCAGAUCUCCACAGAAAGACUUGUCCAGUUAGGAGAAAAGCACACCACUUCCAUUGUGUACCUGAAAGACUCACAAUUUUUGGUUCGUCAGUGCUGUCUGAGUGGAAAAAUCAAGGAAAAAGUUUUCUUGUCAAACACAAUCAAAUUCAAUGAAAUGACAACAGAUUCAGAAUCGGACACAAUUGCUCUGAAAAGUACAAAUAUGAAGGACAAGUCUAUAAAGGAUCCAGAUGCAGUCUUUGCUAUUGCAUUGUUUUCCUCUCCACCUUUAAGAUUUGUUGCAAUGUUUGAGGUGAAAAGAUCAAUAUUUGGGGAUAAAAUUCAGGACUGCGGAAUUGGGCAGGGGCUUAUUUUCAUCAGAUACACUGAUGAGCGUGUUGCUCUCUAUUCUUUAGAGACCAUUCUAGCUGAGAGUAUACAAACCAAAGUUGAGGACAUGAGCAAGAUUGAGCGCUUGAGAAUUGGCAGAGAACCUCACGGACUUCCCAUGAAUGCCGUCAUCAAAAGGAAAAUCCCUCCACUUUUUGAAAUCAACACUUGCCAGGGCGAGCUAGUCAUUGGGAGUAAUCCCUGGUACUUCAUCACCAAAACCAGUCCUAACGAGCUCCAGCUUCGUAGUUUGGACACCAAACAGUUGGUGACGACAGUGGAGUUCUCAAGAUUCUUUGCCGGGAUGGAAGUCGAGCACAUGUUCUUCCACCCUGACGACACAGCUAAAGUGAUUCACCUUCGCAACAACAAGCUCAGCAUUCACCACAUUAGCAAAAAUGGCCUUCAACCAUUCCUGACCCACGUCGAAGAGGUGCCAAAAUGUUUUACUCCGAGCGCAAGUGCCAAUGUUACAAGAUCAGGCCGGACCGUGCGCAAAAGUUUGGUGGCCCGAGAAGCUCUGGAGUCUCAGCUUUUGGAGGAAGACGGAACCCUGACCCACGAUCUAUCCAUCAGCCACGACCCCGAGUCGAACAUUUUUGCAAUCUUCGCAAUCACUUAUGUUGGACCUGAACAGUUGAAAAUGCUCCAUGUCACACUCUAUGACAAUGCAACGGGGCAGGUUUUGAGAAGAAUUCCACUCGACACGGUUCAUAAUUCCUGUCUCUUCAACGUCACAUGCAAUCUGACUCUGGAUGGUGUCAACAUGCUGGCCGAGGUGAGAGACAGAACUUGCAUGCACGGCACAUUGCUCAACUUGGUCGAAAACUUAUAAAGUUAAAAUUCUUCAGCAACUUCACAAGACUGUCCUAACUUAUAGUAUAAAAAUAUUGAACUUGACAAAUUCUGAAUCAAUUUACAAAAUUUAGAGCUUAAUUCAUCUCAAGUAAAUAUCCCUUGCAACAUGAACUAGGGACUGACUAAAAAGAAAAGUCAAUUCGCACCUUCGUCCCGAAUCUGACGGCGUGGAUCAUAAUGGUGCGGAAGUAAACUUUGACCGCCGCCUGCACUACUCGUAUGAUUAUAAAACUUAUGUUUUUUUUUUUUUUUAAUUUUUAAUGUGUCUUAAAAAUGUUGGCAAUCAAGCGUGUUUUGAAAGAGAAACACAAAUUAUUGCUGCAAAUUGCGUUCUCAACUUUUUUUGUUUCCUUAUUUUAUAAAACUUGCCAGGGUUUGACCAGAAAACUAAAUCCAUUAAAGAAAGUCAAUGAAAAUCUUUUCUCAUU